AUGAGUGAAUUGAACAAUAAGAAUUUUUCAGUCCCAGUUUCGAAUUUUAAAUCCUCUCAUUCCGAACAAGAAUCAUCAUCGCCACGUAUCGGAAUAGAAUUGACAAGUAUUGAAAUAGGUUACAAUAGAAUAGGAAAUGAAGGUGUGAAAUAUUUGAGCGAAUGUAAAGAAUUGACAAGUGCUAAUCUUUAUGGGAAUAAUAUAAGUGCUGAAGGAGCUAGUUAUUUGACCAAAUUAAAGUUGACUAAUCUAGAUAUUAGAACAAAUGAGUUGGGAGCAGAAGGUGCUAAAUUUAUAGGUCAAUUAAGCCAAUUGAAAAUUCUUAAUAUUGGUGUGAAUGACAUUUGUGCAGAAGGUGCUAAAUAUCUUGUAGCUCUCAAUCAAUUGACCAAUCUUGGAAUUAAUUGUAAUAGAAUUGGUGAAGAAGGUGCUAAAUCCAUAAGUGAAAUGAAACAAUUGACCAAUCUUGAUAUCAGUAACAAUUAUAUUGGUGAAACAGGUGUCGAAUAUGUUAGUGAGAUGGGAAACUUAACUACUCUUACCAUAAUAGAGAAUAAUCUACGAGCUGAAGGAUGUAAGAAAAUUAGAAAACUCAAACAAUUGACAAGACUUUCCAUUUAUGAUAACAAAAUUGGCGCUGAAGGGGCUAAAUUCAUUAGUGAAAUGGAACAGUUGAUGUUUUUGGAAAUUAAUAAUAAUAGUAUUCGUAAUGAAGGAACGGAAUAUAUUAGUCAACUUGGUAAUUUAACUGAACUUGAUAUUAGUCAUAAUGAGAUAGGAAGUGAAGGAGCUAAACAUAUCAGUCAAUUUAAACAAUUAACUUGUCUCAGAUUCAGUUACAAUAAGAUUAACGCAGAAAGUUUCGAAUAUUUAUCUACAUUGACACAAUUAACUGACUUACGCAUUUGCUCAAGUUCAAUAGGCGAUGAUUCAAUCAAAUCCAUCACCAAUCUGAAAUCUCUAACUAUUCUAUAUCUAAAUGGAAAUAAUAUUUCCGAUAAUGGAUGUAAAAAUAUUAGUGAACUGACCCAAUUGACUGAUCUUAGCAUGGCUCUUAAUAAUAUUUCUGAUGAAGGAUGUAAAUUUCUAAGCCAACUGACACAAUUGACCGAACUUGAUGUUAGUUAUAAUAGAAUUGGAAAUAUUGGAGCUGAAUACAUUAAUGAAAUGAAACAAUUGAAACAUCUUGCUAUUCAAGCAAAUAAUAUUAGAAAUGAAUCUAAAAUAGAUCAAUUGAAAACUCUUUUAAUUGAUAAGACAAAAGUUGAGGUGACAAAUUACAAAGCAAAAUCAGAACCAAAUUGUGUGUUAUUAUGA
Molecule: messenger RNA, 1317 nt
Organism: Naegleria gruberi
Lineage: Eukaryota; Heterolobosea; Eutetramitea; Acrasida; Naegleriidae
Exons: 2
Coding region: 1-1317 (438 amino acids)
Biological process (GO): nucleocytoplasmic transport; activation of GTPase activity
Cellular component (GO): nucleus; cytosol; perinuclear region of cytoplasm
Molecular function (GO): GTPase activator activity; small GTPase binding
Source: RefSeq, a predicted model, not a curated record